Molecule: messenger RNA, 790 nt
Organism: Dioscorea cayenensis subsp. rotundata (Guinea yam)
Lineage: Eukaryota; Viridiplantae; Streptophyta; Magnoliopsida; Dioscoreales; Dioscoreaceae
Product: protein SOB FIVE-LIKE 6-like
Exons: 2
Coding region: 120-644 (174 amino acids)
Biological process (GO): cytokinin biosynthetic process
Source: RefSeq, a predicted model, not a curated record
GGAAAGGGAGGUGGUGGUGGUGGGAUGGGUAAAGGACAAAACAGGUCUGGGAUUUUGGUAGGACUAGAGAGAGAGAGAAGGUAGAGUAGUAGCUAGCCAUUGUUAGAGCUUGAGAAACAAUGUGGAGAAUGGAGAGCUGGGAAGAGAUGGAGGAAGAUGGCUCAGAGUGUAGUAGUGGGUGUCAAUCUGGAUGGACUAUGUACUUGGACCAGUCUUAUGAGAAACACCACCUUCUUCCUUUUGGAAAAGCUGGAACUCAGCUUGAACAUGAAGAUGAAGGUGAAGAUGAAGAUGAUGAUGAAGAAGAGGAGGAGGAAGAGGAGGACCUUUCUAUGGUCUCUGAUGCAUCUUCUGGUCCUCCUCAUCUACAUGAAGAGGAUUACCAUCAUUGCUGUUGUUGUAGUAGUUCUUUAAUGGUUGAUAAGAGUGGUGGUAAGAGGAAGAGAGUUGGAGAGAAGAAGCACCAAGAGUUAAACAAGCAUGAGGACUUCUCUUCCUUUCUUGAUGAUACUGCUAGUUCUCCUCUGUUAAGCUUCCCAGAGAGUGGCUUCAAUGGCAGCAUUAGCAGAAGCAUUAAUCCACCAGCCAUUGAUGGUGUUUUGGAGUUCUCUUCUUGUUUCUCUGCAACUCAUUUCAAGUUAUGAAGAUUAGAGGAAGAAGAAGAAGAGCAGAAGGGAUCUUUUUUAGAACUUGUUCUUUGUUUUGUAGUUUUUAUUUUUUCCUCUGUGAAUGCAGUGGGAAACAACAUGAGCAAAGAGAAGAAGAAAUAAAUUUGUUAUUUUUUUUUCAA